GCUGCCGUAAGGUUCAGGCCCAGACUGAUUCAGGUUCUGCAGGAAAUGCAAGUGACAUCAAGGUUGGACCCGAAGUAUGGCGAACAGUUCGGGUGAGAAACCUGCCGAGGUGGAGGAGCGAGGACACUGGGGGAGCAAGCUGGAGUUCCUCCUGGUCGUAGCGGGAAACGUGGUCGGCCUCGGCAAUGUGUGGAGGUUUCCUUACCUGUGCUACAAAAAUGGAGGAGGUGCAUUUUUGGUGCCAUAUCUGGUGUUUGUGGUCACCUGUGGCGUCCCCCUGUUCCUGCUGGAGACCACCAUAGGCCAGUAUACUCAGGAGGGAGCCAUCACCUGCUGGAGGAAACUGUGCCCACUGGCGGAAGGUAUUGGCUAUGGUGGUCAUUUGAUUGUCCUGUACGCCUCCAUGACGUACAUCAUUAUUUUGUCAUGGGCUUUGCUCUACCUCGUGUUUUCCUUCAGCUCCCAGCUGCCCUGGGCCAGCUGCAACAACUACUGGAAUACAGAUGACUGUGUAGACUUUUCAGCGCAAAAUGACACCUUACCCUUGACCAAUGGGACAAAGUCUAUGUCUGCUGCCACACAAUUCUGGGAACGACGUGUGCUGGCCAUCUCCAGGGGGAUUGAGGAGAUUGGCAGCAUCAGGUGGGAAGUGCUGUCGUGUCUAAUUGUGAUGUGGAUCAUCUGCUACUUUUGCGUCUGGAAAGGGGUCAAGUCCACAGGAAAGGUGGUAUACUUCACUGCCACCUUUCCCUAUGUGAUGUUGUUAACUCUUCUGAUCCGUGGACUCUCUCUUCCUGGAGCACGUGAAGGAGUAGCGUUUUAUCUUCUGCCUGAUCUGUCCCGGCUCACAGACCCUCAGGUGUGGAUAGAGGCAGGGACUCAGAUCUUCUUCUCAUACAGUGUUGGUGUGGGCGUCCUUACCGUGCUAGGCAGUUACAACAAACACAACAACAACUGCUAUAGAGACUGCUUGUACCUGUGUUUACUGAACAGCGGAACCAGCUUUGUAGCUGGGUUUGCGGUCUUCUCUGUGCUGGGAUUCAUGGCUCAUAAGCAAGGUGUCCCCAUCGCAGAAGUGGCAGAGUCAGGUCCUGGCUUGGCAUUCAUUGCGUACCCUCAGGCCAUAGCCAUGAUGCCUCUGCCCCAACUGUGGUCCGUCUGCUUCUUUGUCAUGCUCAUCCUCUUGGGUCUGGACACGCAAUUUGUUGCCAUGGAGGUGGUGAUGACGUCCAUCAUGGACAUGUUUCCCAGUGUUAUGCGCAGGGCCGGCCGGCGGGAAAAGUUCCUCCUCUUCUUCUGUCUAACAUGCUUCUUCUCUCAGCUCGUCAUGAUCACUGAAGGAGGGAUGUAUGUAUUCCAGAUGUUUGACUACUACGCAUGCAAUGGAGCCUGCCUCCUCCUCCUCUGUACGUUUGAAACGCUGGCGCUGGGAUGGAUAUUUGGUGCUGACCGGCUGUAUGGCAUCAUCAAGGACAUGACGGGGGUGCGCGCGAGUGGGUUCUUCAAAUUCUGCUGGCUCUACCUCACACCCCUGGUCUCCCUGGGAUCUUUCAUAUGUUCCUUAGUUAAGUACCAGCCUUUGACCUACAAUCGCCGGUAUGUGUACCCAGCUUGGGCGUAUGCCCUGGGCUGGGUUAUGGCCCUCUCCUCCAUCCUGCUUGUGCCAGGAUGGGCACUUUAUAAACUGCUCACUGGGACUGGGACCCUCAGUCAGCGCUUCCAUCACUUGUGCCAACCUGUCCUUGACUCCCCCCCAACCCAAACAAGACAAACAGAGCUGCAGAACAUGGGAGCCGAAGCGUUGCAGCCACUUACUGCCAAGUGAAAGGAAACACCAUCUCCAUCUUGACUCC
Messenger RNA from Cololabis saira (Pacific saury), 1853 nucleotides. RefSeq names its product sodium- and chloride-dependent GABA transporter 2-like. The coding region runs from base 77 to 1825 and encodes 582 amino acids. Gene Ontology annotation, biological process: sodium ion transmembrane transport. NCBI's taxonomy places the organism in Eukaryota, Metazoa, Chordata, Actinopteri, Beloniformes, Belonidae. The record is from RefSeq and is a predicted model, not a curated record. Gene Ontology annotation, cellular component: membrane. The transcript is spliced from 14 exons.